CUGCCAUCAGAUGUACGCGGAGAUCUGUCUCAAUUAUGAAGAGGAGAAGAUGGAGAAGUUUUCGGCAAGCAUUUCGGACAUCUCAUGGAGCGCCGUGGCGCUGCCCCUGGACUUGGUGGUCAGCAAAUUCAGACUGCCAACGCUUGUGAGGCUCAAUCAAGGGGACCAUGUGGAGGGCCUGUGUGAAGAGGACGUGGUGUUGCUGCACUCCUGUCGCCAGUGGACCACGGUCACGGCCCACAGUCUGGAGGAGGGGCACUACGUCAUCGGGCCCAAGAUAGACAUCCCACUGCAGUACCAGGGCAAGUUCAAGCUACUGGAUCAGGAUCGUGAUGUGCGUGAGCCGGUCCAGUACUUUGCCAGCGUGGAGGAGAUCGCCGGAACCUUCCCUGAUAGAGUGUUCGUGAUGGAGAACAUCACCUUUAGCGUCAAGGUGGUGUCGGGUGAGUUCAGCGAGGACAGUGAGGUGUACAACUUCACGCUGCAGGCGGGAGACGAGCUGUCUCUGAUGGGCCAGGCUGAGCUGCUGUGUGUCCAGGGAGGGGGAGAGCGCUCUCGGCUGGGCGCCCUGCUGCGCCGCCUGGGCAAAGCCGGAGCGCUGGGCCGCCCGGCGCGCACCAAGAUGCCCUGCCUGAUCUGCAUGAACCACCGCACCAACGAGAGCCUCAGCCUGCCGUUCCAGUGCAAGGGCCGCUUCUGCACGCGCUCCCCGCAGGAGUUGCAGAUGCAGGAAGGGGAGCACACGGUGCGCGCCAUCAUCGAGCGCGUGCGGUUGCCCGUCAACGUCUCGGUGCCUGCGCGCCCGCCGCGCAACUCCUACGACGUCCACGCCAUCCGCGAAGGCCAGCGCUACAAGCUGCUGAGCAUCAUCAGCAAGACGGUGGUGCUGUGCUGCGUGCUGCGCAAGGAGGAAGUGACGCCCUCUCACUUCCUGCUGCUGGCCGACAUGCCACGCUUCCGGCUGCCGGAGGGGCUGCUGCGCGGUGACCCGCUCUACCAACAGGUGGCUCUGCAGAGCGCGCUGCGCUGCCAGGCGACCUUCGACCCCGACAGCUACUCGCGAGCCGUGAGGGAGGCGCGCCAAGACCUGGGCGAGGAGUGUGUGAGCCCGCACCGGAUCCGGGUGUGCGUGCCGCCGGGCGGUAGCGGAGAGCUGGGUCGCUCACUGCAGAGGCUGUCGCUGUGUGUGUACGGCGGAGGGGCGUCCACACACUCGCUUGCACUCACGCACGGCUGCCGCGACUCGCUGGGCGACGCCACGUCCGUCGUCUCCACGCCAACCACUCAGAACACGCCCACCACCGCCACGCACACAGACACGGACGUGGAGGAGGAGGAGCGCGAGUACGUCACGCCUGAUUGGCCCGUGGAGGAGCCGCAGGAGAUCCCCUACGAGGAGCUGUGGACCAAUCAGAGCGGAGGCCACGAGGGCCAACCGGUGGGCCCAGUGGACGGCGGUGUGGGCGGGACUAAGCUGGAGCGGAACCUCAUCUCCUUCCACUCCUCUUCUUCGUCUCUGGAAGGCCCCGCCCACGUCACCAUGGUGACCAUGGAGGCGGGCCGAGUGCCCUCCCCACCGCCCGUGCCUCCAAAGUCAGAGGCGGUGAGGGAGGAGUGCCGGUUCCUGAAUGCUCCGCCUGUUCCUCCUCGCUGCGCUAAAGGACCCCUACCCAGCCCCCCCGUGCCCCCCAGGUUCCCCAAGCACACAACCUCACACACCCUCAGCCCAAACCUGUCCUACUACUCCUCCGGACUACAGGAAAACACCCCUGCUCCCCGCAGUACCAGCUGUUCUCCGUCUCCGGACUCCUACUCCCUCUACUGCUACCCCUGCACCUGGGGCAGUGACUGCGUGACCCCCGUCACCUCUGCAUCCUCCGAGAUGACGACAUCUCCUCCUCCUCCUCCUCUUCCUCCUGCUAACUCCUCCUCUUCAUCCAACGCUCCCAUUUCUUCUUCCUCGUCCUCCUCCGGCUCUGGCUUAGCCCCGCCUGCCCAGGCCAGCUGGUCCCACCCCCGUGCCACCUUUUGUCCAAUCAGCACGCCCUCUGUUCCCCUGCUUUCUGUGGACGUGGCCAAUAAGAGCUACUCCAGCUGCUCCUCCUCCAGGUCCCGCCCCUCUUCUUCUCAGAGCCGCUUCGCCCCGUUCGGCGCCCUCAACCCAUUCGCCCAACCCAACGCGGGCCACCACCACACCCCUUCGCUAACGUCCUCCUCGCCCCCCGACUGGCUGCCCACAACAACAACAAUAACAAACACCACCAACACCACAGCGAGCAGAUGCCCCUCCCCCUCUGGCUCCUCCCUUCUCACCACUGAUGCCACAAACCCCACCCUGUCUGUGGAGCUGGAGGAGCUCCGCAGUGCCGAGGACUCGUCAGUGAUGGUGGGUGUAGUAAUACCGACACCCUCCCCUCGUCGAAUCAAGAGCUUGGGAGUAACAUCGGAAAGCCUCAGCCUCAGCGCAAGCCCCUCGCCGACCCCACCGUAUGAUCCAAUCAGGGGUGCGGAGGGCGGGGGGCAGCCGGGCGACGAGUGGCGGCCCCCGGCGGAGCUGUGCGCGCUCUCGGUGGAGGAGGUGUCCUCCUGCCUGCGUUUCAUUGGCCUGUCGGAGGAGGCGGUGGGCGUGUUUAGCCGCGAGCGCAUCGACGGCUCCAUCUUCACGCAGCUGAGCGAGGAGAUACUGGCCGACGACUUCCACCUCACCAAGCUGCAGGUCAAGAAGAUCAUGCAGUUCAUCAAGGGCUGGAGGCCCAAGAUCUAGCACAAACCUCACGUGCCUUUCAUGUGCUCGGCAACUCGUAUAUUAAACAAGUCCCGACAGGUGGACAACAGAUGCGUCCAUCUAUGCCAGUGGUUCUCAACCUUUUUUUACUCAACUCUGCCGCCUUGUGGACACAAGGGGGAAUCACAAUUCAGAAACGCGUCACGGACCAACGGACGGCGGACAAAGCAUCUUAUAGAGAUGCGUGAGACACAUCUAAAAAAUUCUACAAGUUCAUGUGCGCUUCCCAUGUCAGCGUU
Molecule: messenger RNA, 3024 nt
Organism: Engraulis encrasicolus (European anchovy)
Lineage: Eukaryota; Metazoa; Chordata; Actinopteri; Clupeiformes; Engraulidae
Gene: garem2
Product: GRB2 associated, regulator of MAPK1-like
Exons: 10
Coding region: 11-2764 (917 amino acids)
Source: RefSeq, a predicted model, not a curated record